GUCAUGUUGAAGCAAGAGAUCCCUAACCUUUAAGGUGACUUAAGUUUUCUGAUAUUGGUUCUGACAUAUCAAAGAAAUCUUGAAAGAUUUUUAAGUUAUUUAAUUAAGGCCUAUGAAAAAUGAUGAAAAGAAUUUUUGUUGUAAUAACUUCUGGAGUUAUCGUGUCAGAAGUAAUGUGGCAGUUGUACAAGAGAUAUAAACAUUCUCGAAAGAAAGUGAUUAAUAUUUCUAAUUUCAAUGGUUGCGCAAAACAACUUUGCAAAAAUGCAGAAGCAAAAAUCUUCGAAGUUAUGUUUUUUUCACAAGACUGUAUUUUAUGUCGGUCACAUUUGACAAUCAUGAAACCAUGUGCAAAGCUGAAUUGUUCAGUAAGAUACUUAAGGAGGAUUAUACAUUAUUUGGAUUUUGCAACUUACACUUUGGACGUAUGUAUAUAUUUCUUCACAUUUCCAGAAUUGGCAGAAGCAAUUAUAAAGGCCAAAAAUAGAAAUGUUAUUGUGAGGAUCAUAAUGGAAGAGUCUAUGGGGCGUAAUGAUAAUAGCCAACUAAUGAACUUUUACAAAGAAGGCAUUAAACCAAUAUCAAAACAAUUAGAUGUCUUGAUGCAUCAUAAAUUUGUUAUUAUUGAUAAUAACAUUUUGAUAACAGGCAGUAUAAACUGGACUAAAUCAGCAUUUUUUGGAAAUUUCGAAAAUGUUAUAGUGACUAACGAGUCAGCAAUAGUCAAGCCAUUUAUAAACGAGUUUGAAAGGAUAUUCACUAUGCUCACUGCUACGACUACAGAAGCUGAUUCUAAAAAUUUAGAUAUACAUUAA
Cyphomyrmex costatus is the source of this 815-nucleotide messenger RNA. It is a transcript of the gene zuc, whose product is annotated as Mitochondrial cardiolipin hydrolase zuc. Gene Ontology annotation, cellular component: mitochondrion. Gene Ontology annotation, molecular function: RNA endonuclease activity producing 5'-phosphomonoesters, hydrolytic mechanism. The coding region runs from base 120 to 815 and encodes 231 amino acids. Gene Ontology annotation, biological process: piRNA processing. The record is from RefSeq and is a predicted model, not a curated record. Lineage: Eukaryota; Metazoa; Arthropoda; Insecta; Hymenoptera; Formicidae. The transcript is spliced from 3 exons.